Penicillium robsamsonii is the source of this 999-nucleotide messenger RNA. Its product is annotated as FAD synthase. The transcript has a single exon. NCBI's taxonomy places the organism in Eukaryota, Fungi, Ascomycota, Eurotiomycetes, Eurotiales, Aspergillaceae. Gene Ontology annotation, biological process: FAD biosynthetic process. The record is from RefSeq and is a predicted model, not a curated record. Gene Ontology annotation, molecular function: FMN adenylyltransferase activity. Bases 1 to 999 code for a protein of 332 amino acids.
AUGACUGAACCGAUUACAAAGUCCGUGCCAUUCCGGCCGCAAGAUCACCUCAAGCCAUUCCCGCCACUGUCAACAUCCGAGCCAUUGAACCAAACACAGGAACCCGAGAACCUGAAUGGAACAACCCACACCAAACACACCAAUGACUCAACCAGCAACGAAACUAUCCCCCCUCUCCCAACCGUGAUCGCACGCAUCCAUGCCCGCGUGCAAGCCUUCCUAAACGAAUCGCACCCUUCGGACACGCUGCUAGCCUCGGUGCAACGACAAACGCGGAUCUCGCUAGAAGUAGUCAGCACUGCGCUACAGCGAUACAAGCUCUCGGAACUCUCCGUCUCCUACAACGGCGGCAAGGACUGUCUGGUCCUUCUAAUUCUGUUUCUGGCCGGGUUGCAUCCAACACGCGCCCGUAAUGACUACCCCUCCAAUGCCGAGGCAAACGAAAGCGCAAACGACACAACCCCCUCCCCUGCAGACCUCGACGCGGAGGCCCAAAUAGCCGCUGCGACGGUCAUCCCAGCAAUCUACGCGCUCCCGCCUGAUCCCUUCGAUGAAGUCGAAGACUUUGUCGUCUCCUCGGCUGAAGCCUAUCACCUCGCUAUUACAAAGUAUACGACCGCGCCGCCGGCUUCGACGCUCCGCUCUAGCUUUGAGGAUUAUCUGGCGCGACACCCUGGGAUCCGGGCGAUAUUUGUUGGUACGCGGCGGACGGAUCCGCAUGGUGCGCAGUUGACGCACUUUGAUCGGACGGAUGGCGGGUGGCCAGAUUUUGUGCGCGUGCAUCCCGUGAUUGAUUGGCACUAUGCGGAGAUUUGGGCGUUCAUUCGGCAUCUGGAUUUGAAGUAUUGUUCGCUCUAUGAUGAGGGAUAUACCAGUCUUGGCGGCACGUCUGAUACCCAUCCUAAUCCGAGAUUGCGGGUUGGCGCCGAGGCGGAUGGACAGUAUCUUCCUGCUUACCAGCUCACUGAGGAUCUGGAGGAGAGACUUGGGCGCAAUUGA